Messenger RNA from Cephus cinctus (wheat stem sawfly), 1015 nucleotides. It is a transcript of the gene CPR14, whose product is annotated as endocuticle structural glycoprotein SgAbd-1. The transcript is spliced from 4 exons. Gene Ontology annotation, cellular component: chitin-based extracellular matrix. The record is from RefSeq and is a predicted model, not a curated record. Gene Ontology annotation, molecular function: structural constituent of chitin-based larval cuticle. NCBI's taxonomy places the organism in Eukaryota, Metazoa, Arthropoda, Insecta, Hymenoptera, Cephidae. The coding region runs from base 141 to 572 and encodes 143 amino acids.
UGAAGAGGGCAGGGAUGACCCCUUUCACUGCACCACGUUGGAUCGGGCUGUGUAUAUAAAGAGCCUCGCCUCUUAGGAAGAAUCACAAGUACCAAACCAUCAGCAUCUCUAGUACUUCUUGCUGCUAUCACACGGAGAUUAUGUAUACUCUUAAGGUGCUGCUGGCGGUUGCACUAUGUGCAACAGGGACCCUCUGUGCACCUCAGAGGCCAAACAGUGGUGCUGACAAAGACGCAGUGAUCACCUCACAACAGCUUGAAGUUAAUUUCGAUGGGAAUUAUGUGAACAACUUCGAGACAAGCAAUGGGAUCAGUCAUCAGGAAUCGGGACAGCCAAAGUCCGUAGAUGGCGAAACUCCUGUCGUUGCUCAAGGUCAAGAUUCGUAUACUGCACCUGACGGUCAGCAGGUCAGCAUCAGUUACAUCGCGGAUGAGAAUGGCUUCCAGGUUCAGGGUUCCCAUAUCCCAACGGCGCCACCAAUUCCUCCAGAGAUCCUGAGGGCGCUCGAGUGGAAUGCAGCUCAUCCUGAAGAAGACGACGCUGGACAGGGCAGACCACCUCAGAGAGGUUAAUCAAUUGAAUUAUUCCGUGAACGUGAUCUGACCUAAGGAGCCAGCUUGCCAUGGACAGUACCGACCCGAGCUUCCGAUGCAUAUAUAAAAUAAUUGAAAUAAUUAUAGUAUGAAUAUAUUAUAAUAGAGUACAUCGUAACAAUAUGGAAGAAGAAAAAACAAAAUUCUAUCGUUAUACAUGUAUGAUUUAUUAUACAUGAUUAUAUACGCAUAACCUCUUUCACUGGAAUAUGGUGAUACUUAAUUCCCGUGUCACAGGCGUGAUAAAUCUUCUUUAUAAAAUAUUUAAUUACAACUUUCAAUCGUUCAUACAACGAUGCACUUCUUGCCUCGGUGCAACGCGCUCCUGUCACUCGAGCGCGAUGCACUUCUUUCAAAGGAUAUAAACAUGUACACGUUUUGUGAUUUUUUAUAUGUAAAUAAAGAAUUAUGAUGACACUUUA